Messenger RNA from Lodderomyces elongisporus, 4491 nucleotides. RefSeq names its product ubiquitin-binding serine/threonine protein kinase (gene VPS15). Gene Ontology annotation, cellular component: late endosome; nucleus-vacuole junction; phosphatidylinositol 3-kinase complex, class III, type I. Gene Ontology annotation, biological process: protein phosphorylation; protein targeting to vacuole; autophagy of peroxisome. Gene Ontology annotation, molecular function: protein serine/threonine kinase activity; ATP binding; protein binding. The record is from RefSeq and is a predicted model, not a curated record. The transcript has a single exon. Lineage: Eukaryota; Fungi; Ascomycota; Pichiomycetes; Serinales; Debaryomycetaceae. The coding region runs from base 1 to 4491 and encodes 1496 amino acids.
AUGGGUCCACGGUUGUCAUUAUUGGCCCCGCUGGCUCCGACUGUGGCAGUCUCCUCAUACAUUGAUGCUUUAGAAGAUUACAAAUUUGUUGAACUUCUUAGCGAUUCUCGAUUCCUCAAAACAAUCAAGGCUCUAGAUAAGCGCACUGGGUAUUGGGUCAUCAUAAAACUCAUUAUAAAACCCUCGACUCCAAACUAUACAAUCCAGUUCAACGGGCUUCUUGAACUAUUGGUGAAACAGUCUUCACUACUAGUCCCCAUAUCAAAUACGUUAACAUGGCAUAAGAUUAUUGAAACAGACCGCGCCGGGUACCUCAUUAGACAAAUGGGGAAGAUCAACUUGUACGAUCGACUAUCAAUGCGACCGUUUUUGGAGCCUAUUGAAAAGCUCUUUAUUACUUUUCAGUUAUUAAGAGUUGUUAGCGAGCUACAUUCAUUGAAUAUCCACCAUGGAGAUCUUCGCUCUGAAAACAUCAUUGUUACUUCAUCCAACUGGGUAUUUCUCACUGACUUUGCCGGACUUAUCAAACCUGUAUACUUGCCAGAGGAUAACCCCAACCAAUUCUCGUUUUAUUUUGAUACUUCGGAUAGAAGAGUCUGCUACAUAGCGCCAGAAAGAUUUUAUCACAGCCGUAACCAGCACCACAAGGUAGUACUGAAUUUUGACGAGAAUGGGGUGUUCAAGUUGCGACAUGGUGUUACUGAUGAGAUGGACUUGUUUGGAUUAGGAUGUGUUAUCGCGGAAUUGUGGUUGGAUGGCGAGCCAACUUUUACACUUUCGCAAUUAUUCAAAUUUAUGAGAGGCGAGUAUACUCCUGAUUUAACAAGUAUUCCGAACAAAGGAAUCAUCAAGCUCAUACAGAAAUUGAUCAAUGUGAAUCCAGAAGAGCGUACUGGGGCAAAAGAGCUACUUGAGGAAUUUCGAGGUUCUUGUUUUCCAACAUAUUUCUACACUUUUUUGUAUGAAUUUAUGGAAAAGCUAAAUAGCCAUGAAGAAAUUUUGCCACUGCGGUCUGCGGCAACAACAGCAACGGCAACAACAGAAGAAAACCGAAAUAAUUACAUGCUGAGCUCUAUCAGUGAUGUCAAACUCAAUUAUAUCUACGAUUCGUUUCUAGAAAUUUGCAAAAACUUACACCUUGAUUAUUUUCCUUCAAAACAAACAUUAGAUACUAAGGAACUUUUUCCCAUGCGUGUUAAUAUUCCAGGAUUGCCAUUCAACUUUCAACUUCGACCGAGCAAAAGACAAGGCGUCCAAGGUCAUCAAAGCAAAGACAAAUACAAUUCUGAUAAUGGCGAUAAAGAUAUCAAAAAUUAUGAAAAAGAAAAAGAAAAAGAAAAAGAACACGUUGAUGAUGAUAAUGAUGACAACGACGAAGAAGGUGAUGGUAAUGUUAACGAGCCGGCUCUCGUUAUCCUCAAUUAUGUCACGUCAUUAUUGAAAUCUUUGAAAUUUGUUGACUCCAAAAUCAAAUGCUGCGAGUUAAUUUUGGUACUUUCCAAUCAUCUCAACGACGAGUCAAAACUUGACCGUUCGCUACCAUUUCUUUGCACCAUUAUAGAUGAAUACAUUGAAAUCAAAUCUUCCAGCGCGUCUGCUGCUGCCUCGGCCUUUGGUGCUGCAUCUGCAAGUGAAGUUUCAGCCAAAGUUGUUUGUGUUGCAUUGCAAGCUGUGACCACUCUCGUCAUGUCAUGCUCUUACAUCACACCUAUCAAUGUACUUCUUUUCCCAGACUAUCUAUUACCGAAACUACAAAUCCUUUUGAAUUUAAAAGUUAGUCCCGAGUCACAAUCCAUGAUUAAUAGCUGUGUAGCCAGGUGUCUACCGUAUCUUGCCAUGGUGGCAAAAAGGUUCUGGACAAUGUCGAAAGCAUUCAAGGCUGGUGCUCUUUUAGGUCAGACCGCAAUUAUCUCGCCUGAUGAUGUUUUGAGAUCAGUCACAACAACAACAACAACGACAACGACAACAAUGACUAUUCCCAAGUCACAACUCGACCAAAAAUUCAAAGACCUCGCGUUGUUGAUAUUGACUGAUGCAGAUGCCGCGGUGAAGGUGAGUUUACUUGAAAAUAUCUUACCAUUGUGCCAAUUUUUUGGGAAGGAGAAAACGAAUGAUAUUAUAUUGCCACACUUGAUAUCUUACAUGAAUGACUCGAAUGUUACACUCAGGUUGGCUUUUCUCUCGGCUGUACUUUCUUUGGGUUCAUUCAUCGGAUCACUAACACUACAACAGUAUAUUCUCCCGUUAUUGAUACAAACCGUUGGUGAGGGUGACCAGCUUAUUGUUUUAAAAAUUCUUGAAAUAUUUAAUUUCAUUGUCAAGAAAAAACUAAUUAAUGCAAAGACUGAAUUUAAUGCGCUCGAGAUUUAUACCGAGCUUUUAUCAAGCUCGCUUUACUUGUUAUUACAUCCAAACGAAUGGAUCCGGCAAUCUUUGAUUAGUUUGAUCAUUGCUAUUAGUGAUAACCUCAGCGAUGCUGAUAGAUAUUGCUUUCUAUACCCAUUGAUCAAAGGCUACUUGGUAUACGAUAUUUUCCACAUUAAUUGGGAUACCCUAUAUCCUAGUUUAACUAGACCAAUUAGCAAGCAGGUGUUUGAAAUGACUUGCACGUGGGCACAAAGCUAUACAAGUAAAUCGCUAUUCUGGCAGAAAAGAAUGAAUUUUUCUUUAGUUCAGCAACAGCAAAUUCAUCAACAUCAAGUGCAGUCUAGAAAUGACAAGCUGUCAAAAAACGGAGGGAUUCUCUCUUUCUCCAAGAAUAUGGGAAAGUCAGUAUACCUUCCGAAAAUGGGUACUGUAAUCUCUUAUAAUAGUGGAAGAAGCAAAGAGAGUGUUCCGUUAAGCUCUGAGGACAAAACUUGGCUUUUGAAACUUAAAUCUAUUGGUAUCGACGACAAAUCGCUCUGGAAGCUAUUUGUUUUAAGAGAAUAUAUUUAUCGAGUUAGCAGAACACCUUCUAAAAACCUUUCGCGCUUCGAAAUGACCAUGACUACGCCGAGAAAUAUUUUUCUCAAUGUGGUGUACAAGACAGAAAAUAUUGGAUUAAGUAGUAACCAAAAGCAAAAACAAAAGCAAGAUCAUCAAAAGCUGGACCAGGAGCAGAAACGGGAGCAGAAACAACAGCAGAAGCAAAAGCAGAAGCAGAAAUUGUUUUUGUCGCUGCUGCAUGGUGAAAGUGUAAUACACAGAUCCGAAGACGCAAUUUCCACUAGGAGCAUAGAGCACGAUUCCCACCAGACUCUUGUGCUUCCAAAUAUGGAAAGGAUAGUUGCUUCACUUCAGACAGUGGAGACAAAUGUAUUUGGUGAGAUGGAGUCUAGUAAGGGAAUUGUUGCUAAACCAUCAUGGAUCAAUAACCCGUGUGUUUUGCAUAAAGUCUUUCACGUUGAUGAGAAUGGUAGGGUAACUAUGUGUCAUAUUCAGCAUACAUAUGAGGGAAACAACCCAUUUAUUUGGAAUUUCUUACAAACGUUGCCCAUUUCGCCUACAUUGGAUAAUUUUGCUGAGUUUGGAAAAGUGAUUAAUUCAAGGCUGAAAACGAAUGUGGACGAUAUUGAUGUUCCAGAGAUAUUUAGCCUCAAUGUACGUCGAGCCAGCGAGAAUAUAGAUGCAUUCACUUGUUUGGCGAUUGCGCCAGGUAAUGAGUUUUUUGUCACUGGGACGGAGAAUGGGAGAAUUGCUAUUUGGGACAUUUCGCAAUUGCAUGAUCUUGCACGCGCCAAAAACCCUAGUCAACAACUAGAUUUGACUUCGAGAAUAACGUCGGUGACGUUUUUGCAUAAUCGAUUUUGCUUCGUAGUGACAACAAGAGAUGGCACAAUUCGCAUAUUACGAAUUGAAGCUAACAGAAACAAGGCAAAGAAGAUUAUUAAGUUUAUGAAACCAACUUUGAUACGAGAAGUUCAAGUCGACACAUUUAUAUCUCAUACGAAGGUGAUUGGCCAAACUUUGUACGCGAUUGAUUACCAACUGAAGAUUAAUAUUUACGAUAUGAUUACAAUGGAGAAAGAAUCGCAUCUGUUGCAAAAUCCAUUAGCGUAUGGAACUGUGACUUCUUUCAUAUCUGGAGAAGCAGAAAAAAGCUGGAUACUUUUGGGAACGAAUAAAGGCUAUUUGUCACUAUGGGAUUUGCGAUUCAAGUUACUUUUGAAAUCAUGGAGGGUUGAGAUUAAUGAUAAAGGUGACGGUAAAAUCAGCGUUGAUAACAUUGUUCUGUUGAAUAUAGCUAGAAAGAGUAGGACCAACCAAAGUACUGCUGGAGGUACUGCAGGUCAUUCAAGAUACCCCAAUAGCAACUCAAUCACAAUUGUGGUUAAAAGUCUGCCAGAUGAUAUUGAAACAACGUGGGAGAUACCUUCCUUAGAUUGCCAAAGUGUUACAAAAAAGGGUAAGAGUGUGCAGUAUAGAUGUCGUUUAGUGGAAAUCAGCUCUGAAGUUACAUUGGACGAAAUUGCCUUGAUGCUAGAUGAUUUGAAAUUAAACCUCAAAUAG